GAGGGGUGAGGGGGCAGACAGACAGACUGAGCGCAGGACAGCUGGGAGGGAAAAGAGGGAGGGAGGGAGGUCUAGGGGUUUAAGAGCCCCUGCACACGUUUGGGACCCUCACUUCUUCUGUUGCCUCCAUCGUCAUCUUGGAACUUUAAAAAAAAAAUAUAUAUAUAAAAAAAAAAAAAAGCAGGAUUGAACAUUUCUUAAAAGUUCGAUCGUAUUUUUUCCCCUCCCCGGGUUACCAGUGGCCAUCAUGAUGUCCUACUUGAAGCAGCCCCCCUACACGGUCAACGGACUCAGUUUGUCCGCCCCUGGGGUGGACCUGCUGCACCCUUCCGUGGGAUACCAAGUUGUAAUCAUGCAUUCGUGCGUGCACGCAGGCACGCCGAGGAAGCAGAGGCGGGAGAGGACCACCUUCACCCGGGCCCAGCUGGACGUGCUGGAGAACCUGUUCACCAAGACCCGCUACCCGGACAUCUUCAUGAGGGAGGAGGUGGCCCUGAAGAUCAACCUGCCAGAGUCCAGAGUGCAGGUAUGGUUCAAAAACCGCAGGGCCAAGCACCGCCAGCAGGCCCAGCAGAGCCAAGGCGGAGCACCGAGCAAAGCGUCCAGCACGAGGCCGGUGAAAAAGAAAGCCUCCCCGGUCCGGGAGGCCAGCUCGGACAGCGGGGCGAGCGGCCAGUUCACGCCGCCCUCCAACGCCUCUCUGCCGGCCGCGAGCAGCGCGGCGGCGCCGGUGUCCAUCUGGAGCCCGGCUUCCAUCUCGCCUCUACCCGACCCCAUGGCCACUUCCUCGGCUUCCUCCUGCAUGCAGCGCUCCUACCCGGUGACGUACACCCAGGUCACAUCGGGCUACAACCAGGGCUACACGGGCUCGUCGUCCUACUUGUCCGGCAUGGACUGCAGCUCGUACCUCUCGCCGAUGCACCACCACCACCAGCUGAGCUCCGCCAUGAGCCCCAUGAGCGGCGGAGGCGGAGGCGGCGGCGGCGGCGGGGUGUCCAGCCACCUGAGCCCGGCGUCGUCGCUCUCCGCAUCGGCGUACGGCUACGGAGGCACCGCGGACUGCCUGGACUAUAAGGACCAGACGGCUUCGUCCACAUGGAAGCUCAACUUCAACACGGAUUGUUUGGAUUACAAAGAGCAGCAAGCGGCGUGGAAGUUCCAGGUUUUGUGAUCCGACUUCCAGGCCCCGGAGGAGCGGGUCAGAGG
Molecule: messenger RNA, 1206 nt
Organism: Phyllopteryx taeniolatus (common seadragon)
Lineage: Eukaryota; Metazoa; Chordata; Actinopteri; Syngnathiformes; Syngnathidae
Product: homeobox protein OTX2-like
Exons: 3
Coding region: 248-1171 (307 amino acids)
Biological process (GO): regulation of transcription by RNA polymerase II; multicellular organism development
Cellular component (GO): nucleus
Molecular function (GO): DNA-binding transcription factor activity, RNA polymerase II-specific; RNA polymerase II cis-regulatory region sequence-specific DNA binding
Source: RefSeq, a predicted model, not a curated record